AUGCAAUUAACGAUAUCGCUAGAAUUUAGUGGAGAUAUUUUAUCAAUUGACGUACCAGAAUCAUUAUCAUUAUCCGAUUUUAAAGCUUAUUUACAAGCAGAAACAAACAUUGAACCAAAAGAUCAACAUUUAAAAUUAAAUAGUAAAACUUUAGAUUCAGACAAGACUUUACAAGAAUUGGGAAUAGUGAAUAAUGAUUUAAUCGUAUUAAGUAAAAAAUCACAACCAAGGCCUCAGCAACAACAACCACCACAACAACAACAAUCAAAUCAAAUUCAUGAACGUAUUGAAAUGGUAAGACAACAAGUAUUAUCAGAUCCACAAGCCUUAAACAAUAUGAGAAUGGCUCAACCUAGUCUUUAUAAUGCGGUAAAUGAUCCAGUACAAUUUAGAAACUUAAUGGUUGAACAAGUUAGAGAAGAACAAAGAGAAACAUCAUCAAAUCAACAAGAACUUUUGAGAUUACAACAAGAUCCAGAUAAUCCAGAAAAUCAAAAACGUAUUUUGGAGUUAAUUCAACAAGAAGCAAUUGAAGAAAAUAUGAAACUAGCUUUGGAUAUAAGUCCUGAAAGUUUCACAAGUGUAAAUAUGCUUCAUUUAAAAUUAAAAAUAAAUGGAGUUGAACAAAUUGCAAUGGUUGAUUCUGGCGCUGCUAUGACUACUAUUAGUUCUGAAAUUGCUGAAAAAUGUGGGAUAUCAAGAUUAAUUGAUACAAGAUUUAAAGGUCAAGCUGUUGGAGUUGGUACUCAAAAUAUUGGUGGUAAAAUUCAUAGUGUACCUAUUGAAAUUGCAGGUGUUGAAUUACCUUGUUCAUUUUAUAUUGUUGAUACUUCUGUUGGUAUAUUAUUUGGAUUAGAUAUGUUAAGAAGACAUCGUUGUGUUAUAGAUUUAACUAAAGACACAUUAAUGAUUGGUGGUCAUAUUGAAGCAAAAUUUUUGACUGAAUCUGAAAUGCCUAGAAAUUCAUUAGGUGGAAACAUUUUCUCAAGAGAAUCUUAA
Lodderomyces jiufengensis is the source of this 999-nucleotide messenger RNA. RefSeq names its product Ddi1p (gene DDI1). Gene Ontology annotation, biological process: proteolysis. Gene Ontology annotation, molecular function: aspartic-type endopeptidase activity; protein binding. NCBI's taxonomy places the organism in Eukaryota, Fungi, Ascomycota, Pichiomycetes, Serinales, Debaryomycetaceae. The transcript has a single exon. The record is from RefSeq and is a predicted model, not a curated record. The coding region runs from base 1 to 999 and encodes 332 amino acids.